GUUUUUUGCCUGAACCCGGAGACUAGUAGCCAUGGCGUCAGGCCUGUGCAGUGUUGUUGUUGUGUUGGCGUCAUGUGUGGUCCUGGCCCCUUCUGUAUUUGCUGGGGACUCGGACUGUAAGGCGUAUGAUAACAAACCGUACCAAGUAUGCACUAGAGGAUUUUGCUGUGGUUCCUGCCUCAGAAGAUACUGCUGCACUGAUAGUUUCUGGCGGUUUACUGAAGAUGAACAAGAGGACUGUGAUUAUACCUUUAACUCUCAUGGCACACCAUUGCCAAUGAUCCUUGGUAUCUGUGGCUUCGUGGUCGUUUUGCUUAUCUUCAUCUGCUGCUGUGUCUGCCCCUGCUGCUGCCUGUACAAGAUUUGCCGCAAGCCAAGGCCUGUGAUAGCCACCACCACCCACACCACUGUGGUCACGGCCUCUCCGCAGCAUUAUCCCCAGCAGCCAACUGCAACACCUGGGCUGCCUCAGUCCUACCAGGGAGGCCAGUAUCCGCCCUACCAACCCGUACCAGUGCAGCCGGGUUAUGGACCGCAGCCCAUGGCAACACCCUAUCAUGGACAACAGUUCACAGCAGGGCCGCCACCAACAUAUCAGGAAGCCACUGGUCCUGGCUACCCGCCCCACCCGAUGCCUUACAGUCAGGCUGCAUUCACCCCCGGCCAGCCUGCGUACCCUCUGCAGCCUCCUGUUCAUCAGCCGCAGCCCAACGCUCCACUUUCAAACACAGACUAUCUAGCCCAGCCAGCGUACAACCCUGCUUAUGUUGCACCGCCACCCUAGAUCGGACAAAAGAUCACAGUGCCUCACUCUCAGCCACUUUAAACGUGCUGCAACAUUUUGGAACUUGGCAGAACUGGAAAUGUGUAACCUGAAUCAAAGAGGAGGAUUAUCUUGAUUCAUGUGUUUUUGUGGUUAAAUACGGGAAUGUUGUUGUAGUGCAUCUGUUCCGUCGAAGAGUUGCCAAUGAAAAUGUUGAUACCUCUCGGCUCGUAAUGCAUGGACUUACAGUAUACAAGUGGUGAGAUUGUUGUUGUUUUUUUUAAACAUAUUUUUUAGUUGGCUCCUUCUUGGUCAUCUUGGUGAAUUACACAUGAAACCACUGAGUCUGAUUUUACAGAUUAAAAGUCCUUUUUCUAGCAUUCUGGACAUGCCUGAGCAUCUUCCUCCUGGUUCCCUGUAAAACUGCACCGGCUGAACUUGCCUGACCUCUUCAUUCACUGUCUACAGUCAUUGCAGUCAGACUCUGUGGUCAUGGUCAUAAUCUCGCUGCUUUCUGCCAGUUUACUUUAGGCAGAUGAAGUGCUUAGAAGAUGAAGUGGUUUUUUUUUUGUAAUUUAAAUUGCUUUGUGUGUGUUACUUGGGAACAAAUGCAGAGUGUAUAAUCCUUCCCACCAGAUUGUAUAAAAGAAGUGGCCAACGUGAUGUCACCCAUUGGUUUGUGGACUACCAAUUUGAAGCCUCGAGAUUGGCACUGUAGUUAUCACCAUCUUGUUUUUUUCAAAAUCCAGAAGUGACCAUAUUUAGAUGUGAAAAUCUUUAUCAUCUAUUUUACUCAAAAUGGACCAUAAUUUCCAAAAUUAUAUUGAAGAAUACCAAGAAAAAUGUUAACUGAGGUAAGAAGUGAAAAGAAGUCCUUUUUUGCAUUGAUUAACAUGCAACCAGGCUUCAUUUUGCAACCAGUGGAAUCGCCCCCUGCUGGCCACUAACAAGAAUACACUUAAUGGCACUUCAGCAUUAGCUUCACUUUUCAAACUUAAAGACUAUGUACACGUCUUUAUACAGUCUAAAGUUGACCAACAAUGUUCAGGAAAAGGGGUCCUCUUUAAACUGUACGGAAAAAGGGAACAUUCAUCAUGUCAGUCUGACAAAAUAAGCCUUGCACACAUUUUGUUUUUGUGUUAAUGUACAAAGGAGACUUCAUGUCAUUAUCUCCUCUUUUUCUCAGGUUGUUUUCAUUCAUUGUUUUCAUCUUACAACACAAGUAACUAAAAUGCAUCGGCAGCUUUGAAUGAAAUAACCAAAGGUGAUUUAUUUUCCACCAAACAUUCACAAAAAGAAAUGUUAUACUUUGAAAAUGCAAGAAACAGUUGUGCCUUCUUAGCCAUAUUACGUUUGAUUUGCCUGUUUCACAUAGUGUUGUGUUACUCUGACUUGACUGUCAUCAUAAAGGAUUACAUUUACUUCAACCUUCCGCAUUAUUUGCAAAAUGCAGCCUUUACACUAUAGUUACAACCUAAACUGUGCAUUUAUGAAAUUUUAAAGGUCACAAUUUUUUUCCAGUAUUGUGUUAUUUGCCUUGUCAAAUCCUUUUUUUUCCUCUCUUUCUGGAAAUUCUCAUUACCAUUGCCUUUAUCGGUUUUUACAAGCAUAGCAGUCAUGUUUAAUAAGUAGCCUGUUGCUGUUUUUUUUUUUUUAAUCUAAACUUUAAACUAAUAUGCCUGCCCUGUUCUGCUUUGUCACUUCUGCUUUCUGAUAACUGAAAUGACUUUAACAGCUCAAGUGACCUUUCUUCUUAUUAUCCAGCUGUACUUUCAGAAUACAGUCACUGCUCAUGUGACACAGUUUUGUUGGAGUCACCCUGAUUUUUAACUUUGUCUCAUGAGACACUGGCUGUGGUCAAAGAACAUACAGUACCUUAUGUAUUCCAUUUUAAUGUUUCAUUAUAUGUGAGUAUCACAGGUACACAUUUCAGAAUAAAGUUCAGUCACAUCCACGCUGUGACUUAUUUUACUUUACCAGCUAUCAUGAGAAACCACAUGCCAGCUAAUGAAAGGAGCAGAUGUCCUCACAUAUCUUUUUUAAUUUGCAAAAUAGUUAAUUUGUGAGGAAUGUGCACGCGUCCAGAGCGCCUCGUCUUUGUAUUUCUGUUUGCUUGCCUCUUGGUCUUCAAUCUGUCUUUAUAAAUGUUUUCUUCCUGUGAUUUCAGUGUUGUUUCUUCAAGAUGACUUUAGUUGGACUGUUUUUUUGUGUGUGUGGAUUAUAGCCAUCUGUGUUCUGUGUGAAAGACAUACCAGCAGAGAUUUAUUCUUGUUCCAUCUGUGUUUCACGUCCAAGAAUAAUUGUCAUUGAUGCUACUUUAAGAAUAUAUGUACAUUACUUUUAUUUUGUUAAGAACACACCACUUCCUCUGCAGAGUUCAAUAAAAUAUAUAUUUUCUGUUUCA
Plectropomus leopardus (leopard coralgrouper) is the source of this 3167-nucleotide messenger RNA. RefSeq lists its product as uncharacterized. The record is from RefSeq and is a predicted model, not a curated record. Lineage: Eukaryota; Metazoa; Chordata; Actinopteri; Perciformes; Serranidae.